Molecule: messenger RNA, 330 nt
Organism: Prorocentrum cordatum
Lineage: Eukaryota; Dinophyceae; Prorocentrales; Prorocentraceae
Source: the annotation of a GenBank genome assembly
AUGAAGGGCGAGGCCGACGGGCUCCGGGAGCUGCUCGGGCCCGAGAAGAUGAAGCGGCUUGCGGACGGGACGCUGUUCGGUGGCCCUGGCGGCGGCACUUAUGCGACGGGCGGCGGGGCGACGUCGCCUGGAGGACAGCAUCAUGCCCAUCUUCGGCAAGAGCACGGCCCCGGCUUCGGCCGCCGUCGCGGAUGCCGCGGCCACGAAGGAAGACGACGCGGCCGAGGGCGCCACGGAGGCGUGAGGCGCAGCGCGCGCGCGGUGCCAUGCCGGGCCUCGUGCUCGUGUCGCAGAGGGUCUUGGCUCUGGACACACCGGCGGCCCUUCUAA